Messenger RNA from Chrysochloris asiatica (Cape golden mole), 817 nucleotides. RefSeq names its product uroplakin 1B (gene UPK1B). The transcript has 7 exons. NCBI's taxonomy places the organism in Eukaryota, Metazoa, Chordata, Mammalia, Afrosoricida, Chrysochloridae. The record is from RefSeq and is a predicted model, not a curated record. The coding region runs from base 32 to 814 and encodes 260 amino acids. Gene Ontology annotation, cellular component: membrane.
CUGUGUCUUCAGCUGGUGAGGAAUCCCAAAGAUGGUCAAAGAGGACUCUACUGUUCGUUGCUUCCAGGGCCUGCUAAUUUUUGGAAAUGUGAUCAUUGGUAUGUGUGGUAUCGCGCUGACGGCAGAGUGCAUCUUUUUUGUAUCUGACCAACACAGCCUGUACCCACUGCUUGAAGCCACCGACAACGAUGACAUCUAUGGAGCCGCUUGGAUUGGCAUGUUUGUUGGCAUCUGCCUCUUCUGCCUAUCUGUUCUUGGCAUUGUAGGCAUCAUGAAGUCCAAUAGGAAAAUUCUUCUGGCGUAUUUCAUUCUGAUGUUUAUAGUCUAUGGCUUUGAGGUGGCAUCUUGUAUCACAGCAGCAACACAACGAGACUUUUUCACAACCAACCUCUUCCUGAAGCAGAUGUUGGAGAGGUACCAAAACAACAGCCCUCCAAGCAAUGAUGACAGAUGGAAAAACAAUGGAGUCACCAAGACCUGGGACAGGCUCAUGCUUCAGGACAAUUGCUGUGGUGUAAAUGGUCCAUCAGAUUGGCAAAAAUACACAUCUGCCUUCAGGACUGAGAAUAAUGAUGCCGACUAUCCCUGGCCUCGUCAGUGCUGUGUUAUGAACAAUCUUAAAGAACCACUCAACCUGGAAGCCUGCAAACUAGGAGUGCCUGGUUACUAUCACAGUCAGGGAUGCUAUGAACUGAUCUCUGGGCCAAUGGACCGACAUGCUUGGGGUGUUGCCUGGUUUGGAUUUGCCAUUCUCUGCUGGACCUUUUGGGUUCUCCUGGGUACCAUGUUCUACUGGAGCAGAAUUGAAUAUUGAGAA